UCGAUCGCCGAGCGCGCGGGCGAGCACCAUGGCAUCUCCCCUCCCGCGGCGCCUUCUCCUGGUGUCUAAUUCGCGGCUCCACGGGGAGGGCUACCUGGAGCACUGUGAGGAGCAAAUACGCAGCUUCUUCGGGGGAAUAGUGAAGCGAGUUCUUUUUAUUCCAUAUGCACUUCAUGAUCGAGAUGCCUAUGCCAAAACUGCAAGAGAAAAAUUUGAAAGCUUAGGAUAUGGGUUAGACAGCAUUCAUGAAUCUUCUGACCCUGUGGAAGCUGUGAGGAAAUCUGAAGCCAUAUUUGUAGGUGGCGGUAAUACUUUCAGACUUCUAAAGACAUUAUAUGAUUUAAAUCUGAUUCCCGAGAUCAAGAAAAGAGUCCUCCUUGCAGGUGUUCCAUACAUGGGAUCUAGUGCUGGAACAAAUGUAGCUACCAUCAGCAUCAAUACCACCAAUGAUAUGCCGAUUGUAUUCCCACCUUCUUUUGAGGCUUUGGGAUUUGUUCCUUUUAAUAUCAAUCCCCACUACCUGGAUCCAGAUGUUAAUAGCACACAUAUGGGUGAGACACGUGAAGAACGGAUUCUUCAGUAUCAUGAAGAGCCAGACACCCCUCCAGUACUGGGUUUACGUGAAGGAUCAAUGCUACUGGUGGAAGGAAACAAAGCAACACUUUUAGGAAGAAGUAAAGCUCGACUUUUCCUGAGGGGUCAAACACCAACAGAACAAGAACCUGGAGCUGACCUCAGUUUUCUCCUUAAUUCCUAAAUGAUCCUUAGAAGCUACCAGCUUUGCCAGAAAAGAUAUUCAUCAGUUGCAGGGGUAAAAUAAUCAAAAGAAGAUUGCCAGUACAAAUACUGACAUGGACCUGAUUUAACCUUAAUUUAACCAAGAUUGCUUUCCCCUCCCCCCCAAAUGCUCCCAUGUGCUAUUUGGCAGUAUCAGUUUUGCAGCUAUGCUAUGAUCACUUGACUUUAAACUUAAAAAAUAAAUUCUCUAUUAAA
Molecule: messenger RNA, 993 nt
Organism: Antechinus flavipes (yellow-footed antechinus)
Lineage: Eukaryota; Metazoa; Chordata; Mammalia; Dasyuromorphia; Dasyuridae
Product: alpha-aspartyl dipeptidase-like
Exons: 8
Coding region: 29-757 (242 amino acids)
Biological process (GO): proteolysis
Molecular function (GO): serine-type peptidase activity
Source: RefSeq, a predicted model, not a curated record